Messenger RNA from Mycena indigotica, 1398 nucleotides. RefSeq names its product Peptide hydrolase. The record is from RefSeq and is a predicted model, not a curated record. The transcript is spliced from 7 exons. NCBI's taxonomy places the organism in Eukaryota, Fungi, Basidiomycota, Agaricomycetes, Agaricales, Mycenaceae. Gene Ontology annotation, molecular function: protein binding; metalloexopeptidase activity. Gene Ontology annotation, biological process: proteolysis. Bases 1 to 1398 code for a protein of 465 amino acids.
AUGCGGCUGCUCCAAAAUACUUUCGUAGGGCUUUGGCUGGCCUCCUCGGUGUUCGCCCAACUUCCCGGCAAUGGGGACCCUUCUCUCGAGGUGGCGGAUUGGCCGCCUGGCCCUGGCUCUUUGCUUGUUCCUCAACAACCCGACGCCGAACUCACCGCUAUGAUGUCGCAAGUCGACCCAGCGCGCGUUCAAGCCAUCAUCACAAAGCUUGUGUCCUUUGGAACCCGCAACACCAUGUCCAGCCAGACCGAUCCAAACCGCGGUAUCGGUGCUGCGCGGGACUGGAUUGCGGCUCAGAUGAGAACAUUCGCUGCGACAUCCGAAGGACGCAUGACUGUGGAUACUCCGUCUUAUAUUCAAGCUGCCAAGGGCAGCAUUCUUUUCCCGACGAAUAUCAGCAACGUCGUUGCAACAUUGAAGGGCUCGAUAGACCCCACUCGCAUCUAUGUCGUCUCGGGCCAUUACGACUCUCGCAACUCAAAUGUUUCUGAUUUCACCAAUGAUGCUCCAGGAGCGAAUGACGAUGGGUCCGGUGUCGCUGUUGCCAUGGAGCUUGCGCGCGUCAUGGCAACUCACAAACCAGGAGCUACCAUUAUGUUCGCUGCCGUCGCUGGAGAAGAGCAGAGCCUGUUUGGGAGUGCAUUUAUGGCAUCUACGCUUGCCAGCGACGGCGCCAAUGUCGAAGGCAUGCUAAAUAACGACAUCGUAGGCAGCUCGACGGGAGACGACGGCACCAAGGAUCCGUUCACUAUCCGAAUGUUUGCUCAAGGGAUACCUCCGACCGAAACACUUGCGCAAAUCCAAUCUCGUGUUAGCAUUGGCGCUGAGAAUGACUCGCCCAUCCGACAACUGGGCCGGUUCGUCGUCGAAGUUGCAUCCAACCCGGUAACACAAAUGAAUGUGCAAAUGGAAUAUCGUCCGGACCGCUAUCUAAGGGGCGGCGACCACGAGUCAUUCCUCGCUCACGGCUAUCCUGCUGUCCGCUUUACUGAGCCACGCGAGAAUUUUGCCCACCAGCACCAAAAUGUGCGCGUGCAGAACGGGGUUCAGUUUGGAGACCUGGUUGAAUUCUGCGACUUUGACUUCAAUGCGCGUGUCGCAAGGGUGAACGGCGUUGCUUUAUGGUCCCUCGCACAAGCACCAGGAACACCAAGAGGUUUAACGCUCGACACAAGCAUGCUCACCAAUAAUUCGACACUCAAAUGGACCCCAGACCCGUUGGCAGCGAGCUACGAGGUCGUUUGGCGAGCGAGCGAAGACACGAUGUGGACACAUGUGAUCCCGGUCGGCAAUGUGUCCUCGGCAACGAUUCUGUUGUCCAAAGACAAUGUGCAGUUUGGUGUUCGGGCGGUUGGCGCAAAUGGGUUUAAGAGUCCCGCUGCAUUCCAAGCGUUCUAG